AUGGAAGUAGAUUGUUCAACUCCUGUUCCUCGUCGUAUUAAACGUAAAAUAAGUGAGUCAGGUAGCGAUAAUAAUGAAAGUGAAGAAUUCAAUUUUAAUAGAGCUUGUAAAAAAGUUUCUCAGCCUGUUACUACUAAAAAAAAAAGCUCUGUAAACACAAAAAGAUUUUAUGUUUUCAUGGAAAAUGAGGUAGAAGAACAUGAAAAAUUAGAACUUAUAGGUGAAGAUUCAUUCAAUGAAGGAUGUCCUCCCGACGGCUAUGAUAACGUGAAUUAUACUAUACCAUGCCGUACACUUGAUAAUUUCAUAAUAUUUGAUGUAAACAAUAAAAAUCGAAUUGCUAGUAUUGAGGAAAUUGAUGAUCUAGGGAAGGAAUUGCAUGCCGCGGGAAUAGUAAAAGCAAUAUAUGUCGAUGAAGAUGAUGAAGAACUUAUUGAAGAUGAACUUAGUGAGGAAUUAAGACUUCCUGAUCAACAAUUUAGAACCACUACUAUAUUCCAUUUUCAAAUCGAACAACUUGAAAAUAGUAAAAGCGAAAUUUGGAUACGAACGCAAUUUGCCUUUUAUAAAUUGCUUAAACCAGCUGAAGAAUAUCUUAGAACUUUUGAACCUAUCUAUAAAAAAAUUAGAGCCGCGAAUUUAACAAUUGAAACGCUGGCUUCUAAUUCAGAAAUCACUUAUGAGAAAUUCAUUAAUCAGAUUGGUAAUGAAUUAAUAAAAAUUAAAUUAACGGAAAAAGAUAUAAUCAACAAUAUUGAUUAUAUUGCUGAAGAAAUUCAAGCUUGGAUCUCUGAACAAUCAGAAUUUGGAAUUCUUGAAUGUCCGUUACUUGAUACACUUUUUCAGAUACUAUCAAAUGGUACAUAUACAAGAACAAAAAAAGUUGGUAUGACUAAUGCUGAUAACAUUAGAACAAAAAGAAAUAUUACCAUAAAAAAUCCAAAUACAGCUGUUUUGACUAAUACAAAUCAAACAUGCGUUACACCAUUCAUACAAAAUCUUACAAAAGGUCUAUUUAAACGAAAACUGAUCACAAUUAAACAAGUAGAAGAUGCAGCAGAUGUGACUUCUGAUGAUGAAAUAGAAUGUGAUAAUAUUCCAAUAGUGAUGAUCAAACCAAUCACUCAUUGUAUUAAAUGGGAUUUUGGUGAUGUGGUAUAUGUUCGUAAUGGUGAAUCCGACGAACCACAAUUUGUAAAAGUAAUUUACAUGUAUGAGGAUUCGAAAAAGAAUAAGAUGUUUCAUUCAAGAUUCUUCAAUCAUGGAAAAGAAACAAUCCUUGAUGAAUUGGCUGGCGAUCGUGAAAUCUUUUUGUUGGACACUUGUGUUGAUGGUAAACUUGAUACUAUCCUUGGUAAGGCAUUUGUUGAAUAUCUAGAAGUUUGCAAAGAUGAAUCCUUUAUCUUCGAAAGUAAUCAAUACCAUUUUUAUAGGUAUUGGUAUGAUAAAGAAUAUGCUGUUUUUGAAGAUGUCAGACUACACGAAGAUCCAAAUAUGAAAUUCAUCUAUUGUGAUGAUAAUGAAGAAUGUCACUCAUGUGAAAGCCAUCUUACAAAAGAACACAGCGUGUAUCCCAAACAGCUUUCACCUGAUAAAUCUUUUGAUAAGGGCUUUAUAUAUAAAGACUAUGAAUAUCAUCAAUAUGAUUUCAUUUACAUUAUACCAGAAGAAAAGGAUUUACCUUAUGUUAUUGGUCAAAUAAUCGAAAUUAUCGAAGAUACAGCGAGUGUUCAAGUAACAAUCGAUAAUAUAUUUUCAACAGGAAGAAAUGCAAAUUCUAAAUCUAGUCAAAAGAACAAUACCACUAAAGUUUUAUCUAAUGAUAUUAAAUUGAUGGUACAUAUUCUUGGCCGUGUUGAUGAUUUGAGUAGUUCUUCAUCGAAACCUAAAUUUAAAUCACCUGAAGAGGCUACAUAUAAAGAUAUUGUUCAAUAUCCUAUGAUAAAAAAAGAUAGUCGUCAUCUUUAUUAUACAAAUAAAAAAUUAUUUAUUAGUGAUAUUAACAAUCUUGAGGGUGUUUGUUGGGUGCAACAUUUAGACACUAUUGAAGAUCUUGACAAGUAUAAAGAAGAAAAUGAUAGUUUUUAUGUUGAAAAAAUAUCAAAAAUCAACUCGCCAAAAAAUUCAGAUUUAUUAAAAUUGGAGCCUGAGUGUUUCUCCACAUGUUCAAUUUGUAAAGACAAACGUGAAAAACAUAAACACAAAUUGGAAAAUUUCUUUGAAUGUAUAAAUUCUCAAAAGCGAAAAUUACGAGCAAUGGAUAUCUUCUCAGGCUGUGGUGGAAUAACAAUUGGUAUGGAUAUGACAGGAAUUGUUAACACUAAAUGGGCUAUAGAAUUUGCUCCUAGCGCAGCUUUAACUUUUAAAAAUAAUAAUCCUGAUGCAAUUGUUUAUAACCAGUGUGCAAAUUUAUUACUUGAACGUACAAUUGCUGAACAUGUCAGGAAUGAAAGGCCGGAGGAAAUAUAUGAUUUUCUGAAACAAAAAGUCCCUAGUAUGCCAAGACCUGGUGAAGUUGAUUUUAUUUAUUGUGGUCCACCUUGUCAAGGAUUUAGUGGUGUGAAUCGUUAUCAAAAAGCCGACGAUAUCAAAAAUAGUCUUGUAGCAACAGCGUUGAGUUAUGUUGAUUUUUAUAGGCCUGAUUACUUUUUAUUAGAGAAUGUUCGUGGAAUGCUUUCAUUUCGUCUAGGAGGAGAGCAAGAUGGUAUUAAGAUAAAAGGAGGAAUCAAGAUGGGCGUAAUUAAAUUCAUAUUAAGAUCAUUGACUGCAUUGGGAUUCGGUGUUCAACAGGCUGGCAAUCAUGGUAUACCACAAAGUAGGCGUCGUUUAUUUAUAUGGGGAGCAAAAAGAGAUUGUUAUCUACCUGAUUUCCCACAAAUAUCAACAUGUUUUGGAAAACAAGGAUCCAUAAAUAUUUUAUUACCAAAUGGUAAAUCAUUCACUUACAACAAACGAACAAAUGGUCAUGCACCACUUCCACCAAUAACUGUAGGAGAUGCUAUCACUGAUUUACCAAAAUUUGAAUUUGUAAAUCCUAAAUUUAUUUAUAAAGAAGACGAUGAUGAUCAAGUUGCUCGUCCAUUUAAACAAAUAGCAGUUCCAGAAAAAGGUUGGGUCGGUGACAUGAAGACAAAAUAUGUGUUUGAACCAGUAUCUGAAUAUCAGAGACUAUGUCGUAAAGAUUCUGAAUUUUUAUAUAAUCAUGUAACAAGAGCCUUUAAUCCAUUGACUGUGGAACGUAUUGUUCGCAUACCAAUGUUUCCAGGUGCUGAUCACUCUAACCUUCCAGAAAAACUUAAACCUUGGUGUCUGAGUGAUCCUAAUUCGGCUGCAAGUAGACAUAAUGACUGUGAUACAUCCGAAUCAAAGGCGAAUUAUUACAGUUAG
This is a messenger RNA of Entrophospora sp. SA101, 3387 nucleotides long. NCBI's taxonomy places the organism in Eukaryota, Fungi, Glomeromycota, Glomeromycetes, Entrophosporales, Entrophosporaceae. The record is from the annotation of a GenBank genome assembly.